GAUCAUGAUGAGAAUUGAUGAUCGGACACGCUGAUUUCAUUGUCUGAGGCGGCAGUGAAGAUCCAGGAAAAAUCUCUGAAUCUUUCUACUCCAGCAUUGGCCUUGUCUGGGAUCCUCAGAUCCUAUCUAGGAUCCUGUGAACACUUCUGUGAUUGCAUCACUCCCGAGAACCACUGAAAUCGAAUUGCCUUUUGAGAGACCAUAUUAAAUACCCCUUUGUUGAGAAGGCUUAUGUUUUUCAGUAAUUGUGAGGAAAAACCUCUGUGUGUCCGUGGUGGCGAAAUUUUACAAUGAAUCUACGUUCAGUAUUUACUGUAGAACAACAAAGGAUUUUACAGCGUUAUUAUGAAAAUGGAAUGACAAAUCAAAGUAAAAAUUGCUUUCAGCUCAUAUUACAGUGUGCACAGGAGACUAAGCUGGACUUCAGUGUAGUCAGGACGUGGGUUGGCAACAAGCGAAGAAAAAUGAGUAGUAAGAAUUCUGAGUCAGGAACAACUGGAACUCUUUCUGGUACUUCCUUGACAGCUCCAGAUCUUACAGUCAGAAAUGUGGGCAACAGUGUUCAACCUUCAAGCCAACAGUCUUCUUGGACUUCAGCCAAUAAUGAUGUCAUUCUAACAGGUAUAUAUAGCCCAGCCUGUUCACUGAGUAGGCAAGGGACAACUAAACAUACCAAUACACAAAUUACAGAAGCUCAUAAAACUCCUAUUCAGAAAACAUCCAGUAAAAAUGAUACUGAGUUUCAGUUGCACAUUCCUGUUCAAAGACAAGUAGCACACUGUAAAAAUGCCUCCCUGCUCCUAGGUGAAAAAACAAUUAUUUUGUCAAGACAGACAAGUGUGCUAAAUGCUGGAAACUCAGUAUAUAAUCACACAAAGAAAAACUAUGGAAGUUCUUCAGUGCAAGCUUCUGAAAUGACAGUAUCUGAAAAACCAUCUGUGUGUCACCGAUCUUGCAAAAUUGAACCAGUUGGAAUUCAAAGAUCAUAUAAACCUGAAUAUAUAGGUAUGGCAUCGCAUAAUUUAUGUGGCCAAAAGCCAGCUCUUAGAGACCCAUACUGUAGAACACAAAAUUUGGAAAUCCGUGAAGUGUUCUCAUUGGCAGUAAGUGAUUAUCCUCAGAAAAUUCUUGGAGGAAGUGCCACGCAGAAGGCUCCAAGCUCAGCAGAAGGAAUUUGUUUGUCAAUUGCAAUGGAAACUGGAGAUGCUGAGGAUGAAUAUGCGAGAGAGGAGGAGUUGGCUUUAAUGGGAGCACAAAUACGAAGCUACUCAAGAUAUUAUGAAAGUGCAAGUUCCCUUCAAAAUGAGAACCAAAGUACAACUUUGCCUGGACCAGGAAGAAAUAUACCAAAUUCACAAAUGGUGAAUAUUAGAGAUUUUUCAGACAGUGUACUAUAUCACAACAGAGACUGCCAUUUGACAUCACGAAACUCAUUACAUACAGCAUCUAGUACAUUGUACAGUAGUACAAAUCCAUUACGGAGUAAUUUUUCUCCAAAUUUUUCAUCAUCAAACCAAUUGAGAUUACCACAAAGCCAAAACAAUUACCAGAUUUCAGGAAACCUUACUGUGCCUUGGAUUACAGGGUGUUCUAGAAAAAGAGCACUACAGGACCGCACUCAGUUUAGUGAUCAAGACUUAGCUAUGCUUAAGAAAUUCUGGGACAAUGGCAUGACCAGUCUUGGCUCAGUUUGCAGAGAGAAGAUUGAAGCUGUUGCUACUGAAUUAAACGUUGACUGUGAAAUAGUUCGGACUUGGAUUGGGAAUCGAAGAAGGAAAUAUCGUUUAAUGGGCAUUGAAGUUCCACCUCCAAGAGGAGGCCCUGCUGAUUUCUCUGAGCAGCCUGAGUCUGGUUCUUUCUCUGCAUUUACACCAGGAGAUGAAACAGGGCCUGAAGUAGGAGAGGAUAAUGACAGAAAUGAUGAAGUAUCCAUCUGUUUGUCCGAUGGAAGUUCUCAAGAAGAGCCCAAUGAAGUUGUUCCAAAAGAGACUAGAGUUCACAAGAAGGAAGAGCAUCAUGCAGUAUGCACAGAUAAUGUGAAAAUAGAAAUUAAUGAUGAUGAAGAAAAUGACGUGAUAAGUAAUUCUGAAGUAGAACAAGUAAAUUCUCCCUUGGAUUAUAAGAAUGAAGAAUUCAGAUUCAUUGAAAAUGAACUAGAGAUUCAGAAGAAAAAAUACUUUAAACUUCAAACUUUCGUUAAAAGCUUGAUAUUAGCUAUGAAAGCUGAUGAUAAGGAACAGCAACAGGCACUGCUAUCAGAAUUACCUCCUGAAUUAGAAGAGAUGGAUUUCAAUCAUGCCUCGCCGGAGCCUGAUGAUACCUCAUUCAGUGUGUCUUCUUUAUCAGAGAAGAAUGCAUCAGACAGUUUAUGAUUUGAAGAGAGAUAUAUGAUGCAGUAUUUGGCUGCUUAACAGGUGUGAAUUUUAAGAUAACUGCAUUCUGUCACCCCAAUAGUCUUCAGUUGAAAAACCAUAUUAUUGAAACUAAGAUAUUCUUGUGAAGGAUAGACCACAUGUAAUGGCUACAAUGCAAAAAAAUGCAUGUUAAAUUUAAAAACUGAGAGGUUUUUUUUUUUUUUUUUUUUUUUACAAACUAAUGGUACUAUGGAAAAGUUAGUGUUUCGUUUUGAACAAAGCUAUGAAAUUUAUUACAUUUAAUUUCUGAAAGACAUUUUUUGAUUUUAUAAAAUAUUUACUAAUAGCUUUAACCAGGGGCACAAAAAUAAAUGUAUUUCAACAUUAAUUAUCAAGCAACUAAAGCUUGAUUUGUGUUGGUUUUUUUUUUUUUUUAGCAAUUACACCUUAUUUCCUCUCCUUUUCCUAUCAUCCAUACACAUUUUUUUCUCAGGAAAGUGAGCUAAAACUUAAAAAACAAAACUUUAAAGAACUAUUUAUCCUGGAUAAAUUAUGGGAUUUAUUUUUCAAUCCCUACAAAAAAUGAUUUAAACUAAUGACACAAUUGAAGUAAUGACUAGUAUGUAAUUGCAUAUUUUUAUCUAGCCAAAAUAUCUGUGAGGAGAGGGGAAAUACUAAGGAAAAUUAAUUUUCCAACAUAGUCAAAUAAAUGAUUAGGGGUACAGACAGAUAUUGUAAAAUAUUAGUCUUAAUGAGAAUCCUUCAUUGCUGUGAAAGAAAAAAUAUUGGUAAGCAUUAAAUUCUACUGAUAAACUUUUGUAAAUGAGUUAGAUUAAAUAUUGCACAAAUAUUUCAAGUAUAUCACAAUCUUCAAAAUUUUUUUCAGUGCUUACAUUUUAUGAAACAAGAAGUCAAGGUAAGCCACUGAAAUUUUUUUUAAAACCUAGUCACUGAGCAAAAAUUUAACCCAUUUCCAUGUGAAGCCCUUACUGAGCCAUCAGCCAAGGAUAAUAUCCAAAAAGAAUCCUACUACUUAGGUUGUAAAUGCAUCCUCCAAAUUUCCUGGAUACUAGUCUACAAAUGCACACUUUUAAAAUGAGCAUAGUACCAGUUGUUCUAUUACUGUGUGCAAGUGGCAAUACACUGUAGACAGUUCUUUGCAGAUCCUUCCUUCCAGGAUACCAGGUGGCAGUACCAAUACACAUGUGAAAGAAAAUGUCAACUUUUCUGUACCCUCAUAGUUUCAUGUAUUUAUAACUUGGCAGUGUUGAAUUGUGUUGCAUGAUUAAAUUACUAACUAUACUUAAGCAAAAGAUUAAUAAAUAACUAGAUGACACAUUUAGUUAUCAAAUUUAUACUUAAAAUAUUUAAAAAUUUAAUUAGAGACAAUUCUGAUCAUGGAAUUAAACACAAAUUAACGAAUGCAGAACGGCAAUUUUGAAUGUCUUCAACCAUGUGAUGCCUCCCAUCCUAUAAAAAUAUAGAUAAUGCUUAUUGAUGGCCUUAUAGUGUGAUUUGAUAUUAUUGCCAUACUCCGUCUCUGACUCCUCUGUUGCCAGAAAUAUUUUAGUACUCUAGUAUGCUCGCUUUUAGCUGAGAACCAUAUAUUCUUUGAAAUGUUCAGUAUUCCUUGCCAAAAAUUCAAAUUCCAUUUUUAAGAAAAGAACACAGAUAAACAGAAAUUCAGAUAUUAGCAUUGAAUUUUAUCAGUCAUGCCAAUUCCGCCAUGAUAUAGAGUCCGGAAUAUAGACAGCAAAAGUAGGAAACCAUUUUUAAAUAUUAUGUAUAAAUUUCAGAAUUCCAUAUCUCUCUUAAGAUCUCCUUCCCAGUCCUUAAGUUUAUCUUUUAACUCAAAUUUUUUCUGUUUCUAUUUUAGCCCUUUCUCAGUUCUUAUUGGAAAGUACAGAUAGAGAAUUCUUUACUAAACAUUUUAAAACUAAGAAUUUAUCUUUCACACUUUUGAAACUAGACACCAUCAAAAAUAUUUGCUGAACUCCUGCUAUAGGAAAGGCACUGUUCUGGACACUGGAAUUCUUGGUACUGAGCUGAACACUGGAUUUCUUGGCAAGUUGUAGACUUCAAAAGGAAUUAUUUCAUUUUAAUGUACUCAAGAAUAUUAAUAAAGCAUAUUUAAGCAAAAAAAAAUGUAACUGAUUUAAGUAGUCUGCCAGGUGUGAUUCCCAAAAUAAUCCCACUUUACAUUUUUGAGAGGAAUCAUACAUGACUCCCUUGUAUUAAAGUUCCAUUAGAAUAGAAACAAGGAAUCGUAGCAGUAUACUAAAGACUCCUUUUAUUUUGGCACUUGUGUUUCAGCAGCAGAAUUAUUUAUUUUAUCAUCACCAGAAUUAAAAUACACAUAAUUAAAAUAUGGCUGUUCUUUAGCAGGAAUCAAAUUAAACAGCUUUAUCAAGCAAAAUUUUCACAAUUUGUAGAAUGAAAUUUUGCGCCAUUGGUUUUGGAAUAGAUAUCAAAUUGAAGUAUUGAAAGAAAGUUAGUACGGAAUUGGGUUUUAGCUUGAUGGCAGAGCAUUUACCUGAAGCUCCAUGGAUUAAAUGCCCAUCACUGUAAAAAAAAUAAAGAUAGGAAUACAUGAAAGGAAAAUACAUAUUAUGAAUAAAAUAUGUUUUCACGUAUAUAGUUUAGAAUUGCUUUUGUGAUAUAUUAGAUCAAGAAAAGUAGCAGUUUAUGAUUAUUCUUAUGAACAAUUUCAUGCCUAAAGGUAAAAACCAACUUGUGAUUUGCCUUCAAUGCUUUAAUGAUAUUAACACAUGCAAAAAAUAUUGGAAGAAAAUUAGCUUCUUCAUAGAGACUGGGUAUGUUUUGUUUUAAGGUCAGUUACCAGUAGCAGAACUUUUGUACUGCCAUUUUGUAGUAGAACUCUAUUAUUGAUGGAGAAGAAAAGGCUAAGGUCAAAUCACUUCCUGUUCUCUCUAUACUACUGAGACCUCAAAAUACGUUCAAGGAGCCCUUUCUUUAAAGACAGAAACAUUUCUGUUGUGGUCCUCUAAUAUUCAGCAGGUUUAUAUGUUUGUAGGAAUUAAAAGAACUCUGGAGUUUCAGGCAUGGUGUUCCAAGCUUGUAAUCUCAGUACUUCAGAGACUGAGGCAAGAGGAAUGGUACAAACUCUAGUCCAGCCUGAACUACAAGUGAGAAUUUGUCUCAAAACAACAAAAACGAACAAAAAGAAUUUUGUACUCUGAUACUGUCUUGGUCACUUUUUUGACACAGGGAACUUUAUCCAAUAUCCAUCAGGUUUUCCUCAUCUUAACUAAAUUACUUGUGAUCACUUUUAAGAGAAAUUGUCAAAAUUUUGACGCCUAUCCUUCCUCCACAUUGCAGCAAUAGUAUAACAGGAAUAAUGACAGUUUUUAAUGUGUCAAAUUUUAAUUCAAAUAUACAAAAUGUAAAAUUGUUAUUGCCAAUUUUAGGGCAUUAUGAGUGUCAUUUUUUCUAAAUUAUGGAUAGUUUUACACUUGCAGUUGAUGUUAUCCUUGGCAGACAGCACUGUAUCAUGCCCUUCACCAAUCUGUGCUAUGUAAUAGUAUAAUUGAGCAGCCUAGUAACAUGUGAACCUACACUCAACAUAAUUGUCAUUGCUUUACAUAAGCAUUUAUCAAAAACAGAUUUGUUAAGGGGGGGAAAGAAAACAAAGUGAUCUUUUCAAGCAAUUAUUUUUCCUGAUUGUACCUUUAAAUCAUAUAUUAAGAAUAUAUUGCUCCACAAUGAAAUUUUACUUUUCAUUAACUUACUAAGUACAUAAUUCCAUUUGACAUUCCUGCAUUCCAUUUUACUUGUACUACCUCUGAAACAUUACCAUCACCUUAAAUCCACAUCAGAUUGUAACAUGAAUAUUUGUUGAAUUUUUAUUUACCCUUUUAUAGAUGCAAUAAAUAAUUUCCAACUAAUAUAUCUUUCUUUACUUUAAUGCUUCUAUUUUCAACUCUUGGUAUUGUAGUUUUUAUUUUAAGAUGAAUUAAUUUCUUCCAAAAAUAAGGUUUUGAUAAAAAAAGAGAAGUGCAGAGAAAAAUGAGGUGUUGGCUGUCAAAGAAAGGAGAACACUGAGUGCUCAAGAGAAAAUUUGGUUAACUUCCAAGCUGAUAUGUAUACUAUAUUUAAUUGAUGUUAUUUAACAUGCACUGCAUUAACAUCUAUUAAAUAACAUAAUGUUUUACAGUAGGUAAUAGAUUUGUCUUCAGUAGAAUAAUUAAAUGGUAGAAUCAGCCAAUUAAUUGGCAUGGUACAAAAAAGAAUGGCAUUUUUACUUAAGGUUUCUGUUUUAAUAUGUGAUGGUUUUGAAUCUAACUUUCCCUGCUUCUGUUUGACACCAGUUGAACAUGUUUUAAAAUGGAAUGAAUAUGUACAUGCCUUCUUUAUCAAAGAUUUAUACCAUUUAAAACUAUUCAUGUUACCUAACUAGUAGGGAACAAAAUAGAUUGGGCAAAGGAUGAGUUUCAAACAGCACACGAAGCAGUAUUUCCUAUUUGAUAAAUUUUCAAGAGUUGCAAGGGGAAAAAAAUUUUACAUGCAAACUUAAAUGACACAGGUCUUUUCAGAUCUACAGUGCACUGAUUUAUGGUAAAAAGAGUGUUUGAUCAUAUAAAAUGAAAUGAGAAUAAUUACAAAACUAUCUUAUACAGCAAGAAAUAUUUACAAAUAAUUGAAUAUUUUGCAUACUUUGAAAUUUUAUGAGAUUUCAUAUUUUAUUUACAUCUUUUUAUGGAAGUGGAUUUUCAUUGUACAAAUUUUAGAAAAUAUUUAAAAACCACUUGUAAUUUCACAAACUAAUAAUGGAUAUAAACAUCUUAGUCUAUUCACUCUAGUCAUUUCUCCUAUAUAUUACAUAUAUUUAACAAAACUGGGUUCACAUGAAAAUACAAUUAUAUGUCCUACAUUUCUUAUAUGACUAUUUGAGACCAAAGUAUUUUACUUUCAAUUAUAUUUGAAUCUAAAGAUAAAGACAAAACAUAUUUUAAAAAUUCAUGUGGAGGGAAUAAAAAGAAAAUUUUUAUUACUGAAACUAUUUUAAGGAGUUAACAUGUCACUGCUUUACAUGAAAAUUAUGCAUUUUAAGAGAUUGAAAGCAAAUAUUGCUGCUAUUUAUGAUAACAUCAAUGAAAUUGCUAUACUUUAAGAGCAAAUUGCAAAAGAAGACCAAAUUACAAGAGGGUUCUCCUUAAUGCUUCUACCCAAGUACUGUAUUGUUUUUGUGAUCUACACUAGUAAACCACGCUAAACUAUAUUUUUAUUUUAAAAAGAAAAAUAGAAAAAAAGGAUAGAAAUAACACUGAAUUGCAAAAAAAUUAGGAAGUUAACACUAGUUAAUUCCUAAAAUAGUUGUUCAGGUUACAAGAUGUAGGCACAAAAAUAAACAAUGACAGCACAAACUGAUAGUAUAGUUAUCUAUCUUGCAAACUUUAGAAUAGAAAAACAUCCUUUUUAGCUAUGAAAGGUUUCACGCUGGAUAUACCAAUGUACACUUGAAAUUAUUAUUUUUUAAAUAAAUCAAUUGGAAUACAGCUCUAUUUUUUCUCUAGAGAACAAGGUUAUAUCUUUCUUAUUAUAGUGCUCUGUUUCACUCAUCUUACUGGGAAGUUUAGAAACGUUUGCCUAUCUUGAAUUUUGUUGUGUCAUAAUGAUUAAUAUUUUUAUUUCAAAUUUAUUGCAUACUGCAAUGUAUAUACAAAUUACUACAAUCAUCUACUUCUUUUUACAAGCUAAAUUAUAUGAAACUCUAUUACUUCUGUCAAGCUCUAGUUAAAAAUGUAGAUUUUUAGAGAAACCUAUUAAUUUUUUCUAGCUGUUAAUAGACCAUUGGAGUGCAUGAGUUCAAUAAUGUGGGAAGUGAUAUCUCUAAUAUUUGUUUGCUUAAAUUAGAUGAUUUAUAUGUCUAAGACACAGGUCAUAGAUUUAAACUCCAAUCAGGUCAAUCAAUAAGUUUAUACAAGUCAACAAUUUCUUCUGCAACAGAGUCACUAUGCACCUGUAUUUUUAAGGAAUUUUUGCCCAUUGAUGAAUAUGAUCAUUUUUAUAGAUUUUUAAAAUGUAUAAACAAUGAAUGCUGGGGAGGCUCUUUUGUUCAUUCUCAUCCCAUGCCUCUACUGGAACUUUAUUAGUAAUUUAUUGGAAAUAAAUUGUUAUAAAAUUCAAUUAUCUGUGACUAAGGUAAAAUGAACUAUUGGGCUUUCAUUCAUCACUGGUAGUAUUUGCUUAAUCAGCUGUACUCUUUACAACAUUAUGUAACUAAUAGGCUACCAAGAAAAGGAUAGUUAAGGCCAUGGAUGUCUAAAACUGGAUAGAGAUACCUAGAAAUUGGCUAAAAGUCUUUUGAAAAUCAUCACAAUGACAGUCACUAAGUGGAUAGUGGGCAGGGCAAAGAGGGUUCUAGAUUCUAAAAUCUAGAAGAUGAAGGUUUAUAUAGUAGUAUAGUUCAGGAACUUAAGUAUUGUACAAGUUCAAUUGAGUCAAAUCUCAAUUUUAAUAUUUAUUGGAUGUGUGAUUUUAGGUAUUUGAUAAAUUUGUGUUGCAAAUUAUGCAUAAUGAUAGUGCUUACCUUGUAGAGCUUUAAGGAUUAUAAUGCAUCAUAAAUUGCUCAACAUAAUGCUUCAUAAACAAUGACUUCUUAUUAAAAGUUAUUUUACUAUUAUUAUUAUUAUUAUUAUUACAUCCUAUAAAGGGAAUUAAAGGAAUUCAAAGAAAACUCUGAUCCAACAAUUUUGCCCUUGGUAUAAAUGGAUAAAUACAAAUAUUUAAGAGGAUUAAUGGAUAGAUCCAAAUAAUUUUAUCUACAUAUUCUUUCUCACUAGCAGAGAUAUCGUAUUCAAAAGAUAAAACAAUUUCUUAUACUCUCAGUGUUCUUCUUAAUACCUUAAAAAAUUAACAGCCAUUCUCAUUUAGCAAGGAGCUGCUACCAUAUAUGAAUUGGAGUGAAUCUUGUUCAUUAUCUUACAUUUCAUAAACUGUCAAUGCCAUAUAACAAAUUUCACACAUUUGUAUUUAUCUAUAUUAUCUCUUUCAUAAAAAUAUUUACAAUGUAGUGUGAAAAAUCCUUUACAGAAAAAUCUAGUAUGUAAAAAUUAAUUUGACUUUUUGAGUGUCAUAUCUUAAUCUCCAGUUUAAUGCAUGAAUUUCUGAAAUAUUUUAAGUAUUAUCUGCAGAAAUUUUAGUUUAGAUAUUUAUUAUUUAUUUAUUUAUGGUACUGGGAAUCAAAAUCAUGGCCUGGCACUUGCCAGGCAGGUGCUAUGCCAUUGAAUUAUAUGCCUGUCCCCUGUUUAGUUUUUUUAAACUUUCUCUGUUUGUUUCAAUCAAGUGAAUUCUAUUCUAUUAUUAGUGGCUCUUGAACAGAUAAACUAUCCUAUUUUAUUCAAUAAAAUAAUGUUUUAUUUUUUCAUGGCAAUCUUCAUGAAAUACUACAUUCCAUGCACUCCUUGAUUUAAGGGUUGGUGUUGAAAAAUCUGUAGUGAUUCUGAUGGCCUUUCUUUUAUACAUGAUUUGUUUCUCCUUUUGAACAGCUUUUUGGUACUCUCUUCUUUUGUUCAAUCUAUGGAAUCUUCACUAUUGUAUGCCUUAGUAUAGAUUUUUAUGGUUAAUUGGAAUUUGUAUGCCUCACUUAUCAGUAUGUCAAAUUCUUUUUCCAUGCCUGGUAAGUUUUCUGCCAUUACUUCUGUGAACAGGAUUUUUCAUAUCAUUUGCACUAUCUCCUCGUUUUUCAUUGAUCUUAUGUUUCAUUGAUCUUAUGAUCAAUCUUAUGUUAUUCUUUGCAUUAUACAGCAGCUCUUGAACUGAUUUUUCAUGGUCCUUUGUUAUUUUUAAGAAAUCUUUAUUUUCAUGAUUUCUCACCACAAAUAUGUAUUCUAGGUCUAACAUGUCCACACUACUGUAGAUUUGGCUUCCUAUAUACUCAAUAGAAGUUUUAAUCACCUAUAUAUUUGUUUGAAUCUAUUGUAGAGAUUCCAUUUCUUGGCUAUGUUGGACAUACAUGAUUUCCAUAAUUUUCCUAAGCUCCUCUACUUUUCUUUUAUCUUAUCUACUCUAAAUUCACUAGUUAUGUCUUUCGUUAUGUCCAUCAUCUCUUUAAAAUUGUCUUGAGAAAUUAUUUCUAAUAUGAUUUUUCUAGAACCUCAUUCUUCUGCUUUGUUCCUUCUGCUAAUACCACUUCAGAAAGUUCAGAUGGGUGGCUCUCAAACUAUUUCACAUCAAUGCCUCUUGGGUUUGCCUGUGAUGAGCUGGUAUUUUGGCAUUGCAGCUUGUUUCUGUGUGUCAUUUUCUAUAUAUACAUUCUAUGGUUGUAUUGCUACAUUGUUGAUUGUAAAUUUCUUAUGGGAGAUAGCUUUAUUACUAAUAUUUAGAACUUCUUAGUGAAUGAUACUUUUCACUCAUAUCUUCUGGGUGUAUCUGGCUUUUGUCCAUUGAGACUGUUGCAAGAUUCUACCUCUUCAGUUUAUUGAGGAUAAGAAGUUGCUGCUUAUUUGGCCUAACAGUCGGUUUUUUGGUACUAGCUGAUAAUACUGUUAAUGAUCUUAGUCUUGGAAUGCGAGAACAACUAAUUAGAACAACUAUGUCACUUUGAUUAAAGUAGUACAAUCAGUGAUUUUGCUUUCAAGAAUAUCCUAGAAAAUGGUGAACUGUGGUAACUAUUAAUUUGCCAUCUUUAUUCAUUUAAACAAAUUUGUAGUUAUGUAACAAAGUCUAAAGUAAAAUAGAAAAUCACAUACAAUAAAUAUCACUUCUACAUAGCAAUUUUAUCCUCGGGAGAGAAAAUUUAAAUAUAGUAAGAAAAAAAUAGAGAAAUAGAAAGACAUUAGAAGUAAGGCUGAAAGACAGAGAAAGAGUACACAAGAAUUGGGAAGUUAGUGAAGAAGACUAUGGGGAAAGAAUAAAAGGAAGAAAUGGACCCAGAGGAGCAGUGAAUUGUCACCACCUUGGGGCUCACAGUGUCAGUGUGAGACAUAACCAUAGGAAACACGCAGGCUCAGGUAACCAAGAUCAAGUUGCAAAGAGACACCCAGGGUUUUGUCAACUAAUAAUCUCAAUCCUUGGGUGGGGAUUUAGCUCAGCAGCAUAAGUGGUUGCCUGGCAAGUAGGAGAUCAUAGUUUGAUCUCCGGCACCAAAAAAAAAAAAAAAAAAAAAAAAAAAAUCUUGAUCCUGGCUUCACAUCCAGAAACCAGAACCAACCUAAACAUUAGUGGAGUUGAAAGUACAAAAGUAAAGGCUUGCUGGAAUUAUCUACCACCCCACCAUAAUUCUUCUGCAGGCUUGCUAUGAUUAACCAAGACAAAUCUGACCCUGUCUAUCCCCUUUGCCAACAAGUGGCAUGAAGACACAUUUUGAAAUAGACAGUUUUAUUCUCUUUUUCUUCACAUUUUUCAAUUACUCUUGUUUUCAUAUGAGCAUGAAUAUUAUAUCUAGCUUUAUUGUUAUUUUUAAAUUCUGAUUUCUGUUGUAUCAUUACUUUUAUAAAGGUGUUUUAUACUUACAUGCAGCCUUCCUUCUAAUUUACUCAUGAGCACAUAUUUUGCUUUCAAAAGGUUGUAUUUUCUAAUUGUACAUCAUUCCGAAAUAUUUAAUUCAUCUGUGUAUCAAGAAUUGCAUAAACUGUAUUCUUACUGGCACAUUAGGUCUGAAGUAAGUGGCUAUUUAAAUACUUAUUAUGCUUUGUUUUAUAUACAUAAUGUUCUGUUUGUUAAUUUACUAACAUAUAUGCGGGAGAAAUUAGAGAUUCCAAUGGAUUUAUUUUAUUACAAGACAGCACUUAUUUUUGUGUUUUCUAUUUUUCAAAUAAUUGGUGGAGAUUUAACUGGAAAAGUACAGUAAAAAGUAUUAAGAACUAAAUUCCAAGAACCUUCACAUUCAAUCAGCUAAAAAAAUGACCUAUUUGAACACAAAUGACUGCUGGAAGUCAGGAGUUAAAAAAAGAGUUCAGGCACAGGAAUUUAGAAAGUCUUAGAAACAAGAUUGUAUAAAUUGAAAUGCAAUUUCAAUAAGUAUAAGAAACAAUGGGAAGUAAAAUGUUAGACUAGCAAAAUUCAGCCUCUGCAUGACCUUGUAUCCAGGCACCUGAAAAAUGACAAGUUAGUAGACAAAUGAUAAGAUAUCCUGGAAUAAGAAAAAAAUGACAGGAAAAUUAGAAGAUACCAAGAAGCUGGGGAACUGAACCUCAAUGCACAGAAAUAAAAGAAGCAAUCUGGAAGCUUACCAUAGGACCUAGGAAAAGGAACAUGUCAUGGAGCUGCAGUGUGGGAAGCUCCGUAAGGAAAUGAUAGGUGGGAAUGACAGCAUUGCCUUAGGAGGAACUUACAGCUGUUGCAAAUGGACUUUAGGUCUCAGUCACCGGGGAAACUUAACAAACUUACAGGAUGUAAAUCUAGGGAGAAAACUGUGGUUUACUGAUUUCAAAACAGUAGAUAAUGGAAAUAAACUGGCCAUUGAAAUAUAUAGAGAAAAUAUUUGCAGUGGUUUUUCCGAACUUUUCCUUUUUCUUUAAAGAAUUCUUCAGUUUGGGGAUUUUCCUUUUUUAUUUUUCUUUCCUUUCCUUUUUUUUUCACUUUUAAUGCUUUUCAUAUUUAUUUUUUCCCCUCUUUUUAAACUUCUUUUUCUCAUUGAUUCUAUUCUUUUAUCUUUAUCUAAUGUAAUUAGUAUUCUCCUACUCCUUAGUAGAACUUUAAAUGUCACUUUUAUUUUAUUUUGAUCUUAUAUUAUUACUUUUUCAAUUUUUUUUGUUUUCUUUUUCCUGCUCCCUGCCCCUUAUAUCUUUACUAGUGUAAAAAUGAAGCUAUUUUAAUUUUUAGAUAGUUACUCUAUAUAAUCACUGUUUCUUUCUUAUUGUUAGUGGAGGUGUAAUUGUCACAUUUAGGAGAUAUUUAAUCUAGGCUAAUAUCUGUCUUAGUGUUUAUAAAAAGAUUAUAGAUAAAUUUGCUAUGGUUUAAGAUUAUGCAUUAUCAGUUCUUGUAGUAUAUCAAUAUGCAAGUCGUUUCUGAUGAUAAUAUUGUUGCUGUUUUAAUUGCUGUUUCAGGGUACAUAACAGUUUAAUUGCUGUUGCUAACAAUAGGGUUUGUAUGCAUGGUAAUAUCCAGAUUUCCUUUGAGCUACUAACACUAUUGCUCUCAAUUUGGAAAUAACUGAGUACUGAGACAAUAGCACUGCAUUCUCCCUUCCAAAUUAAUGGAGCUAGUCAGAUACUGACACAGAGGCAGAGUCCUAGUGAGCCAUACCAAGUACAUCACUGAAAAAUAGAUACAAUACUAGCUAAAGAAACAUACAUACUAUCAAAAAUUAUUUUCUCAUAUCAAGAAUACCCAGAGCAAAACAAUCAAAUAGACAAACUAAAGAAAUCAAGGCAAAAAAAAAAAUGCUUCCAAAAGCUCCCUAGUCAUCUUGUGGAUAUCAAGAGGGUUUUUGUAAGGGUGAUAGAAUAUAUAUAUAUAUAUAUAUAUAUAUAUAUAUAUAUAUAUAUAUGAUCAAAGCAAACUUAAAGCAUAUAUAACUGAAAAAAUGAAAUAAUAAAAUAUGAUCAGAUAUUUUAUAAAAGAAACUAAUGAAUAGCCAGCGGAACUAACAAAAUAACAUAAAACAUGAAUAAGGAGUGUAGCCAUGAAAAUGUUCCCAAUAGAAAUCAAGGAAAUUAAAAAUCCCAUCAAAGGUAUGUUCAACACAAGUGACCAAGUUUGAGAACAGAGUGUCAGAACUAGAAUGGUAGUACUGCAAAAAGAAACCAGUUACUUUGCAAUAAUACAAAACAAGAGAAUAUUAAAAACACAUCUAACAGCUCCAAAUGAUGUAUGGGAGAAUUCUCUAAGAACAGUUGGAAUUAGUGAACACAAGACUGCACAAGUAGCAUAAAUAGCUUUUUUACUGACACGAUUGGAAAAAAAAAUUGAAAAUAGAAUGACAUAAAAAUAGGUCAUACGUAUGGAGCCCGAAAUUUCCAAGAUCAGAAAAGAAUCUCUCUGCAAAAUAUCCUAGUCAAAAUUCCAGACAUCCAACACAAGAACAAAAUUUGAAAGCUGGUAGUAAAAUGCAAGGAGUCACUUAUAAAUGCAAUCUCAUGAGAAUUACAGACUUCUCAACAAAAACCUAAAAGGUUACGUGAGAUUGAGCUGAAGCGAUUUAAGCCCUAAAAAUAAACAAUCUGCAACUAAAACUGAUAUACCUUGCAAAAUAUAUUUCUCAAUUGAAGGAGAAAUAACUACUCUCCAUGACAAAGAGCACUUUAAGAAAUGACACCAAACCAGCACUAAAAGCAUUUCAUGAAUAUCACAGAAAGAGAUGUUGAAACCAAUAUUUACAAAAAGUCUAAUAGGAUGAGUAUAUCAAAACAGGUUGAGCAGUUAAGUAAAAGGGAAAAAUAUGAACUUAGCAGCAGGAAAAUAACGCAAUGGCAGAAAGAAGUCAAUAAUUUUAAUUACUAAUUUUCAAUAUGAAUAAUCUCAAUUCCUCGACCAAAAGAUGUAUUUUGGCAGAAUGGAAAAUAAACCAAACACAAGAAUAUGCUACAUACAAGAAAUAAAUUUAAAUGUAAAAUGAAAA
Cavia porcellus (domestic guinea pig) is the source of this 14877-nucleotide messenger RNA. RefSeq names its product highly divergent homeobox (gene Hdx). Gene Ontology annotation, biological process: regulation of transcription by RNA polymerase II. Gene Ontology annotation, molecular function: DNA-binding transcription factor activity, RNA polymerase II-specific; RNA polymerase II cis-regulatory region sequence-specific DNA binding. Bases 291 to 2372 code for a protein of 693 amino acids. The record is from RefSeq and is a predicted model, not a curated record. Lineage: Eukaryota; Metazoa; Chordata; Mammalia; Rodentia; Caviidae. The transcript has 11 exons.